This is a messenger RNA of Linum tenue, 4484 nucleotides long. NCBI's taxonomy places the organism in Eukaryota, Viridiplantae, Streptophyta, Magnoliopsida, Malpighiales, Linaceae. The record is from the annotation of a GenBank genome assembly.
GGGAAUUUAAUUUAUACUGAGAAAAUAUAUGUGGAAAAAUUAUACUAUAAUUUUGUACAGUACAGCGAGGCAAGAAAAAAAGGGAAGAAAAGGUGGGGUUACGUCACGUGGCGGAAAUUCUUGAACCAGCAGACGUCGGCAAACACAAACUCCGUCAGGAAGCGGUAAAGCCGCGAACCAUUUGCCAGAUGGAGGUAAAAAAGCAAAAACAAAAGGAAAUUCUCAACGGCGUUACGGAAAACCGUUUAAAACGACUUCUCCAGUUCUCCAUUUACAUUUCCUUUCCCCCCCCGGCUGCUUUCCUUCUCUCACUUUCUGUAACCAAAAAGAGUAGAAUAGGAAGGAAGCAAGCCAACAAUCAUAAGCAAAGCACCUAGCAGCAGCCGCUCAGUCACUCUCUCUGUCUCUAGGAUUGUCUUCUCAGUUUCUUCCCGCAGAAGCUCUCGCUGCACCGGCCAUGGCGGUUCUCGGAGGCUGCUGAAUUCGUCCGUCUCCCUCCUCCCCUCGUUUCGAGUCAGGUGCGGGAUUCUGUUGCCGCAGUUUAUCGAAUUCGAGUGCUCCAUCUUUAUUCAAGCUUCUUUAUGGUUUUAUUUUCUGUUUAGCUUCUUCUUCGUUGUUUUACUCGGAAGUGGAAUCGGAUCGAUUGACUCGUGUGUCCAUUUUCCCCCCUCCCCGUCGUCUAGAUUUUAGGGGUUUCCGUCUCUAGUGGAUAUUUUUCGGCUGAGUUUUGUUUUCCCCUUCCAUUUCUCCGGUUUCUAUUAUUAAGGGGUUGAUUAUUGACUUUGGACUCACUCUUCGCUCCGCCUAGAGAGUAGGCGAAUUUUGAUUCGAUUUUCCGGCUGCUUUGUUUAUUUUAUUUUAUUGUAUUUAGUUUCUCGAUUGGGAUUUGGUUUUUUUUUGUUACCGGUGAUGCGAGCUGCCAGUGGGGGAGUUUGUCCUUGUUCGUUGAGAGUUGGUGUGAACGAUACACAAAACUUUACCUGGGUUCUUUCCUUUUAUGGUGAUAUUGCUAUUUCCAGUGCUGGGUUUGGAAAUUUGAGCAUGUGAUUGGGGUUUCUUCUUUUUUCGUACCAGAGUAGUCUUCUUUAGUGGACUUUGAGAAUGGGAGGCGCUUGUUGCAUUGCUGCUAGAGACAAAAACAUAGUGAGUGGACCUGGAAGUGACAUCCUGCACAGGAAUAUUCGACAUUCACCAACAUGGAGCUUUAGGUGGGAUAACCGGGGCAGAGUAGCUGGGGAAGAUACUUCCUUAAGUUGGUUUUCUAAUGAAACCAGUAGAAACGAUGCAUCUGAUGCUAAAAAUGAAUCAACCUAUGCCUCGGAAGAUGGGAGCCCAUUUACUAGUGCCAGGAGACAUACAUUUCAGAAGUCUCCUGUAUCUGACAGGACUCCGGGUCACCUAACGACUCCUGCUUCAGGCUACUGCAACGACAGCAAGUGCUGGGUGAUUAGAGUAUUCCCUGCUGAAAUACUAGAAUAUCAAUCCAUAUCAAGGAAUGCAUCGAUGGAUACAAAUCUGGAACAGGUGAAGGAGACUGAAGAGCCGCCAGGAACUUCAAAUCACUCUCCCUCCAACAUAUCCCUUUCAUUGCCUUCAACUUCAUCUCUGUCAACCUCUCCCAUAUCAACAGCUCAAAGCCACUUGCUUCCCGCCAGCUUAACCAAGCCAACAUGGUCGGCAGGGCAAGAAGCAUCGGGCAGCAAAAAUCCAGGAUUGAAGACCGGUAGUGAAGACCACAGGUCUGCGAAUCCCUCAUGGAGCAAUGAGUCUACUCGAGGGUCCCACGGAGGGUCUUCCGAUAGUUGGUCUAUGCUUGCAUUCUCUGAACUCAUGUCCACAUCUAAUAGAGAGAGAUGGUCCUUCGACACCACUGAGUUAUUGGGGGGUUCCAAUCGAGGGAAAACAAGAGGGCAUGGUCACCAUACAUCUGCUUCUUCCUUCUCUAUGGAUCUACAAGCAUGUGGAGUAUGCUUGAAGCUACUAACCGAGAGAUCUGCGUGGAGCACCCAGAAGCUUAUUGCGAACAACGAGCUAUCUGUUGUUGCAGUUCUAACUUGUGGCCAUGCUUACCAUGCGGAAUGUCUGGAGACUUUAACACCAGAAAUGUCCAAGUAUGAUCCGUCUUGCCCUAUAUGUACGCUCGGGGAGAAGCAGACUCUGAAGCUAUGUCAGAGAGCCAUGAAAGCUGAAAUGGACUUGAAGGCAGCCAAGAACAAGAGAUCCAGGAGCCGGGUUGUGGACAGUGAUGCUGAUGGAGUUUCCUUGAACGGUGAUCAUAUCAAACUACCUGGCCGCGAGGGAAGGAAAGGUCCCAAGUUGGGUUCCAGUUCCAGCAUGAAAACCAGCACUUCAAAACCUUUCUUGAAACGACAUUUUUCAUUCGGAUCGAAGGGGGCUAGAUACGCGUCAGAGAAUCACCACCCCUCGACUAAAAAGAAAGGCUUCUUCUGGACGAGAUCUCUGAGGGGAUGAUGAUCCCCGCUUUCCAAUCUGCUACAUUACCAGGUCGGUAUAUUGCAGGUUGGGUGUCCCUUUUCUAAGAACUGGUAAAUGUUCAAACUGUUUUAGUAUUUACCGGCGAACAUCUAUAUCUAGCAACUCACUACAGUUCUAUAACUAUAAUGUGGCACAGAUUCGAGAAACGGAUCUCCUAUGCAUUGGGAGAAGAUGGCCCGUCAGUGGUAGAAGAGAAAGGAAGAGUAUCAAUUCUUUGCCUAGGAGUGAACAUCUUCGAGAUGUUGUGUCAACCAAGCUUAGGAUUGUGCAACUACACUUGUAAAGAUAAGAAUGGAAUUUGUGGUAGGGAAAAGAGAGAAGAGUCGACGUAUUGAUUUGAUGUAGUAGGGAAGAAGAACUCAGUUCAAAAGGAAGAAGGGGGGCCGCCACAGUACUCAAUGGCAUAUCCUCCUAACAUUCGUAUCUAUGUACAGAUUGAUUCGUUUUCCUGUAGUUACCUCGGAACCUAUUCAAUGGAUCUUAUGGGAAUCCAAAUCUUCUGUUGUGUAUGGUGUUUUGUUUAUGUUUCAGUUUGUUUCCAGACCAUCUAUAAUUUUACUGUAUUCUGUGUUUGGUCAGGUCAGUUUACGUAUUAACGUGCAUGGUGACUUCCAGGAUAAUGUAAAAAAGGCAGGUAUGGAUAAAGAUGAAGAGAACAGAAGAUAUGAUCAUUGCAUGAAGUGGUCAUUGGUGGUAGAGCUAGAGGGUGACACGUGGAUCAAAUUGUUUGCUAACGUGGCUGGUGCACUGGUGCAACAUGAAGAGACACGUGUAAGAAACCCAGUACCGUUGCAUUCGAUAGAAUCCCUUGGCGGGCAUGCAUAUGUUUAUCUAUAUAUUUCUUUUGUUCUGCUCUGUCUGUCUCCACCGUUUAUCAGUCUCUUGCGUAUAUUUCGUCAUUUAAAGGUUUACAGCUUAGCUCGACGGUGAUUGAGAACCCGAAAGAAGAGAAAUGGCACAACUGAUCAGGGACGAGUAUGGGAACCCGGUGGAGCUGACCGACGAGCUCGGUAACCCGGUUCAGCUCAGAGAUGAACACGGCAACCGUGUUCACAUCAAAGGUGUGGCAACCACCGUCGCCGGCACCACCGAAUCGCAUCUCGGUGCACCGCCUGUGGGAGUCACGGAGAGGGGAAGGAGGGAAGAGGAAGGGCCGCCGUAUACGUCGGCAACUACUGCUCGGCAAGGGCCGUUGGAGACCACUCAUCAUACGCUGGGUGACGCCCUGAAGGACACUGGUCACGCCACUGAGCGGACCGCUGCUGGCGCCAUGAGGACUACUGGUCACGCCACGGAGCGAGCCGCUGCUGGUACUGCUGCUGUUGGUGGUGGGAUCCUCGGCGGCGCUGCGGGCGUUGGAGGCAGCCUUGUGAGCAGCGUCACCGGGAACAAAGGAACUGAUGAGAACAAGCAACAUCAUCCGGCCUCCGAAAUCCGACGCUCCCCAAGUACCAGCUCUUCCAGCUCGUCGGAGGACGACGGGCAGGGAGGGAGAAGGAAGAAGAAGAAAGGGCUGACUCAGAAGAUCAAAGACAAGCUGACGGGGAACAAGCACAAGGACAACAAGGACCCUGUGACGGGCCAAGAAUACGCGUCAUCCACCACGACUACAACUACGACUACAGCGAAUCCUGAACAUCAUGAGAAGAAGAGUGUUAUGGAGAAGAUCAAGGAGAAACUGCCUGGCCAUCACGGACAUGGUCAGCACAAUCAUUAGACGAAUGUGAACUGCACAUUAGAUGGUUUCUACUUGCAAGUGUUUGUUGUCCCCUGUUUUUUUUCUUCUUCGUCUAGCCACCGCCAUGUAGUGAUGUUCAUAUGGUUGGAAUUUGUGUCUUUGUUGAAUUCCUCUUUUACUUUCUUUGUGUGUUGGUUUUUACCUUCGGUUUCUUGGUCUUGUUGUUAAGACACUGUCGUGGGGAGGGUUCAAUUGUUUUGUGACUUCGCGUUGUAUUUUCGGUCGUUAUGAAUAAAUACAUGAACAAUCA